This is a messenger RNA of Aspergillus calidoustus, 1320 nucleotides long. Lineage: Eukaryota; Fungi; Ascomycota; Eurotiomycetes; Eurotiales; Aspergillaceae. The record is from the annotation of a GenBank genome assembly.
AUGGCUCGAACACUUGCAACCGCAGUCAUAGCCCUCGCGGCCCUCCCCCUCAUAACCGCUCAACAAAUCGGCACCCCCGAGCGGCGUCCCCACCUCGACACCUGGAAGUGCACAACGGCUCACGGCUGCACAAAGCAAAAGACAUCGGUCGUCCUCGACGCAGCCACGCACCAAAUCCAUCAAAUCGGCACCGACACUCCCUGCGCUGUCGGCGAAACCCUCGACCCAGACCUCUGCCCGGACAAGGAAACCUGCGCGUCCAACUGCGUCAUCGACGGGAUCACCGACUAUGCCGCGUUCGGCGUCACAACACAGGGCUCGCGCCUGACACUCCGACAGUACCUCCGCGACGCGAAGACAGGCAACCUAACCUCCGUCUCUCCUCGCGUCUACCUCGUCGACGAAGAAGGCAGCAACCCCAAGAAGAGAAAGGAAAAGAACUACGAAUUCCUGCACCUCCUCAACCAGGAAUUCACCUUUGACGUCGACGUCUCCCUGCUCCCCUGCGGCAUGAACGGCGCCCUGUACCUGUCGGAAAUGGAACCCUCCGGCGGACGCAGCCGCAAGCUUAACCCGGCAGGCGCCGCCUACGGGACAGGCUACUGCGACGCGCAGUGCUACGUGCACCCCUGGAUCAACGGCGAAGCAAACAUCGACUCCAACGGCGCGUGCUGCAACGAGAUGGACAUCUGGGAGGGCAACUCGCGCGCGACGGGGUUCACCCCGCACGCGUGCCACUACCCUGGCGGCGGGUUGUACGAGUGUACCUCGGACGAAGAGUGCAACGGCCCGACGGGCGAGAACGAUAGUAUUUGCGACAAGUGGGGGUGCGGGUUUAACCCGUAUGCGCUGGGGGAUCAGGAGUACUAUGGCCGCGGCCGUGGGUUCGAUGUUGAUUCCAAGCGGCCCUUUACGGUUGUGACGCAGUUUGUCACAAGUGAUAAUACGACGGAGGGGACGCUUGUUGAGAUUCGGCGGCUGUAUAUCCAGGAUGGGAAGGUUAUUGGGAAUGCGGUUGUGCAGGGAGGCCGGGACUCGAUGACGGACGCGCUGUGUGAGAAUACGGCGUCGUGGUUUGAGGGGUUUGAUGGGCUCGAUGGGAUGGGGAGGGCGCUUGGGCGGGGCAUGGUCCUUGCCAUGAGUAUUUGGAAUGAUGCGGGGGGUUAUAUGCAGUGGCUUGAUGGUGGAAAUUCGGGGCCGUGCAAUGCGACGGAGGGGGCCCCGAGUUUCAUCGAGGCGAAUACCCCAGAUACGAGGAUUACCUUUGCUAAUAUCCGCUGGGGAGACAUUGGGUCUACUUACAAGCGGUGGAGGCAUUGA